UAUUUAGGAAGGUGAUUUGAUUGAUUAGAUUAUCCAAUCCCUUUAAUCACGGAACUAGCUACUACACUGUUCAUGUUCAUUAAAAACCAACACCAACACCAAGUACCAAUCUUUCCCUCUGAGCGACCAGUCACCCACGGGACCCUACCUACCCACAGUAACAAUAGCUCAGUCUUCAUGUUCAUACUUGUAUUCUAGUGCUAACAUUAACACUUUUUGGCUUUGAGCAACCAACCCUCUUCUUCCUCAACAAUGCUCCUAACACAAACAACAUGCAUUCUCCUUUUCUCCAUUGUGGCCUCAUUUUUACCCCAUGCAACACCAAUGCUCAACCUCACACUCCCUGGCCAACAUCCAGACCCCGAAGCCGUUGCCCUACAAAUUCACAGGAUGGUGAAUGCUUCAAUGGCAAGAAGGGAAAUGCUGGGAGUGUCAGUGUCAGAGAAAGACGUGGCAUCCUGCUUAACAGGGAACCCCAUCGACGACUGCUGGAAAUGCGACCCAAAUUGGGCGAACAACAGACAGAGGCUAGCCGAUUGUGCAAUUGGGUUCGGGCAGAACGCAAAGGGAGGCAAAGGUGGGGAAUUUUACAUAGUCACGGAUUCCUCCGACGAGGACCCUGUGAACCCAAAACCCGGAACCCUCCGAUAUGCAGUGAUACAGAAUGAGCCACUGUGGAUCGUGUUCCCCACUAACAUGAUGAUUAAGCUCUCUCAGGAACUCAUUUUCAACAGCUACAAGACCAUCGACGGCCGCGGAGCUGACGUCCACAUCGUAGGCGGAGGAUGCAUCACUCUUCAGUAUAUUAGUAAUGUCAUCAUACACAACAUCCACAUCCACCAUUGCCAUCCCUCCGGGAAUGCUAACGUGCGGUCGAGUCCAGAGCACUACGGGUACCGCACGGAAUCGGACGGCGACGGGAUCUCGAUAUUCGGGUCGAACAACAUCUGGAUCGACCACUGCACGCUGUCCCGGUGCAAGGACGGUCUAAUCGACGCAGUGAUGGGGUCGACGGGGAUAACAAUCUCGAACAACCACUUCUCCCACCACAACGACGUGAUGCUGUUGGGGCACAGCGACCAGUACCUGCCGGACUCCGCCAUGCAGGUCACCAUCGCCUUCAACCACUUCGGCGACAACCUGGUCCAGCGCAUGCCACGUUGCAGGCUGGGCUACAUCCACGUGGUGACCAAGAGGCUGGACGCCCGAGAAGGAGACUGGACUGCAUGGAAUUGGAGGUCCCAAGGAGAUGUUAUGUUCAACGGAGCUUUCUUUGUUGCUUCUGGCGCUGUUGCUCAGCCUAACUACCGAGAUGCUUACAGCGUUGAACCUAAGUCCGUUGACCGGAUUUCGCUCUUGACUAUGUCUGCUGGUGUUCUUGGUGUUGCCAGGGACAAUAAUCUUGGAAUGUGGACCAGAGGAAGCAAUGAUUAUGAUGGUGUUUCUUUUUCAGAUUUCGGUCCUCACUACACGGACGACAUGUCCCCUAGUACAAUGCAGUUCCUACCUUCAUCUUUUUUCAUUCUUCUCUCUGCAUUCUUCUCUCAUAUAACAACAACAUUUCUAUAACAAAUACGCUCAUCUUUCUUGCUUG
Molecule: messenger RNA, 1594 nt
Organism: Cajanus cajan (pigeon pea)
Lineage: Eukaryota; Viridiplantae; Streptophyta; Magnoliopsida; Fabales; Fabaceae
Product: putative pectate lyase 12
Molecular function (GO): pectate lyase activity
Source: RefSeq, a predicted model, not a curated record